GCCGGCCCGAUCCGGUAGGCCAUCUAAUUAGGGACACGCAGCACCAAGCAGCACCUCUCACAUCUGCACACUCUUCUUUGCCUUUAGCCUUUUGCUAGUGCGGGACCAACAUCUUCCUUAAAUCAAUCAAGUAUAUCGCGGACGUCUGAUCAUAUUCGUGAUGGUGCAAAAGAGUGUUGGAUGAUAUUUGCUGGAGUGUGCUGUGGUGCUUGGUGUCUAGAUAUUUAGGUGGUAUUGCUUACCUCUACUUACUACUAAUAGUGAUUUUGUAUGUGAUGUUUAUUGAUCGAUUGGAAUUAGUGUAGUGAUGAGGACACUCUCUAAGAUCCGGAAGUUUUCUUAUUUAAAAUGAUGGUUGGCAUAAAAGAGAUGUGCGGCGAAGACAUAAAACGUCACCAUGGUGAGCUAAAAGUCCUCGACCAGCCGCGCUUGAGUGGCCUAUGCGACGGCAACCUGUCGGGCAUGGGCGGCUCGUUGAGCAGCAGCUCAAACGAUGGCGACAAACCUUCGAAGCAAAAGAGACACAGGACGAGGUUCACACCGGCUCAACUGAAUGAGCUGGAAAGGUGUUUUUCUAAAACACACUAUCCGGAUAUUUUCAUGAGGGAAGAGAUUGCCAUGAGGAUCGGGUUGACUGAAAGCAGAGUGCAGGUUUGGUUUCAAAACAGGCGCGCUAAAUGGAAGAAAAGGAAGAAGACCACCAACGUUUUCAGAACACCCGGUGCUUUGCUACCAUCGCAUGGUCUUCCUCCUUUUGGUGCAAUGGGUGAUGGUAUAUGUGGGUCGUCCAUGUUUAGUACUACUGAAACAAGAUGGGGAGUCGCUGGAAUGGCUACAGAUUUUAUUUCAGGGUUGGGACAACUGGGACAAGGUUCAAUGGGCGGUUUCGGUCAGUCUCUGGGACAACUUAAUCAAGGAUCAGGGCUUAGUCCGGCCCUGCCCAUCAGUACGGCAGCAGCUAGUACGGUCUACCAAGCACAUUAUGGACUUAAUUCACUGGGUGAUAGCAUGAUGACGUACUGCCAGUCAGGCGGCGGCGGCGGCGGUAACGGCGGCAGCGGCAGCAACGCGGCCAGCCCGCCCCCGCAGUUGGGGUGCGGGGGUAGCGCGGCGGCAACCCCGCCAGUGGCGGCGGGUGCGUCGCCCAAUCAGCAGGGUGGUGGUGGCGGCGAAGAGGAGGACGUGUGGCGCGGGCACAGCAUAGCGGCGCUGAGGCGGCGCGCCUCUGAGCUCAACGCCGCCAUACCGUCGUAUCUGCAGAUCAACUACGAUUCGCACAAUAACGCAUCCGUAUACUGAAUAUGUUACUACAUAUAGUGAGGAGUACAUAUUUGGUUUUAUUUUUUAUUUUCGGGUUGUUUUUGCUAUUAUUUUUAGUAAGGAAAAUAUUAUUAACUUUUUUAUAUAGCCAAAAGUAAAAGCUACUUAUUAAAAAACCUUUAUAAAUUGCAUUUGUACCAGUCUAACAUAAAACAAAUCCAUAAAUAAUUGACGGAUAUUCGAAAUGACGCUCUAAUUUUGUUGUGUUUUCCACUAUUGUAAAUUUGGUAAUACUGUUAAAAGGUUUAAACACUUUUCUGCUUCAGUUUAAAUAUUCACCAAAAGCCCGGGGAUUGAUGAAUUAUUUUUACUUUUUAUUGAUUAAAAAUGUCCAUUUUAACUCGAUCUGGACUGGACGCACUUUACGUUUUAACUAACAUGUUCAAAUUUAUUCAAUUUUUUAGCUAAAUUGUGUUACCAAAAUAUAGCUUUUUCAUUAUGUAUUUAGUAUACAGGAUGGACUACCUUGAUGAUUAAAGUAUAAAAGUUAUUUUAAUAUUUAAUAUAAUACGGCCGAUAUCUUAAUUAGACCUGCAAAUGUUUAACAAAAAUUAACCCACAGAGACCUGAAACUAAAAACAUACUAAAAACUGUUAGGUGGUCCACCUUGUACAAAGUAUACGAGAAUCCCAAAAACAAUAAAUUGAGAAGGUAUUUUAGUCAAAAUAAUACAAAAAAACAGUAUACUAAAAAUACUGACAAACAAAAAAGUUAGACAAAAAUAUAGUUCACCGACAAUUUUUUUGUAUGUCAGUGUAUAUCUAAUCCCAAAAAUUAUUAAAAUAUUUAUUAUUAUAAAGAUACCUAUGUAAAAUAUUUUAUCAAAGAAACAUUAUUUUUAUUUAUUUCUACUAAUUUUACUUCUUAACUUAACCAAAUCGAAAGGUAAUAUACAGAGUGACUCAAAAUAAGGAGGCUUCCAUAAAUCACGUCACGCUAAAAAUGGUCAAAAUCCCUCGUGACAGAGUGUGACCAUAUGAAGAUCCCCCCGAACGGUUAUGUGACGAUAAUUAGAAUUAUCGAAAAAUAUGUUUUUCGAUUAUUUUUUUGUAGUAAUCUGAUUAAAACAACAAAUAGGCAAUUUCAGUCGGAGUAUUUUGUCACGUAACGAUUUAAUAAACCUCCCCUUCAGCGUCAAGAGAUUUAUGGACGUCCCCUUAGUCGGAAUUUAAUCUGCAGCAAAACAAAACAUGAAAAUGUUAUAAAAUUAUGUGAAAAGUCCUAUAUUUAAUUUUGUAUUACCCUGUAAAAAACAGACAAUUUCUAAUCAUAUAAACUAAAUUUCAUUUGAUUUUUUAAUAACCCUGUAUACUUAUUAGUGCGUAUACGAUGUAAAAAAAUAAUUGUACAAAGAAAUCUCGUCUGUUGAAUGGAUUAAUAUAUGGUAAUAUAGUGUAAGAUGUUAAAACAAAACAUUUUUUGUCAUUUAUUGUUGCAAUGUAAGAAAAAAUCAUUAAACCUUUACAUACAGAGUGUUUUCUAAGAGCGUGAAAAAAAUGUUAAAGCGUAGGUAUUCUGCUAUUAAAAAUACAAAAUUAAUUUAGAAGAACCCGUACAUGGUUACUAAAAUAAGGUUAGUUACAUUUUUAUGUCCAAAAAAUUAAGUAUUUUUAUUUAAAAUUUUUAGAUACCUAUCUACUAUAGUAGAAUACGCUCUGGUUUGUUACACGCACUAACGAAAAACACUGUAUACAAACCUGUAUACUUUUAGAACCCAAUGAGAAAAUGUCAUUGGUUGAUACACAAAUCGCAUAACCUUGACAUUUUGACAUUUUUAGGUUAAAAAGUCAAACCUUGUAUGUCCUUGUAAAUACCCUUUUUUCUUACAUUGUCGUAUUAGAGUACCUCUUAGAUAAUAAAAAAUUGUCACUAAAGUAUACAAACAAUGUAUACGUUUGCAACAAAAUAAUUAGUGUCCGACCGAAACACGAUUUUUAUCCGAAACCGAAACUGUAGGUAACCGAAUAUUCGGCUUCUUUUCCAGUUUCGGCCGAAACCGAAACCGAAACUUAUCUAGUUUAUUUAGUUACAUUUUUAUUAUAUCCUGAAAUCUUGUAUUUUUCCUUGCUCUGUAGAUUAAAUAAGACAAUUCAUUGGGAAAAUACUUACAGAUAUUUAAAUAUUUAAAUUUAAAACCAAGGCGCCAACUUUCGAAUGAAAUAUCGACCUAAAGCGCCAACAAAAUUCAAAAUAGGUCAAGCUAAAAUCAGCUUUUUCUGACCCCCUCCCCCCCAUUGUCACGCUGUGUCACGUUUCCUGUGACCCCCCUAGAAAUAUUUUGUCAAAAAAACUAAGCCCCCCCUGAAUAUGGUAAAUUUCAAUUUAUAGUACACAAAUUUUGAGAACUUAAGUAUUUAUAUAGUUUUUAUAAUAAAAUUUAAAUAAAUAUCUUUUAUAACGAAUAAAUAAAUAAUAUUUUUAUUAGUCAGAAGUCCAAGGAUUCUGUAAAUGCGCCGAAAUAUCUAUAAUUGGUAUUGCAGCAUCUUCUUCUUCUUCUUCAUUUAUUUCAAAACUACCCUCCACUUUCAUUCUGCAUUUUCCGUGCCAUCUUUUUCAUGUCGAAAAAUAAACAAAAAUAAAUAUAUAUACAAUUUAUUGUAAUAAAAUUGUAUACGUACUAAAUAUUAAAUACGAAAUAAAUGACUCUCUAUCAUGAUGAAAAUUUAAAAAUAAAAAUAAUCAACGUCACGUUGCCAUACACCCCCCGUCCCCCCUUGUCACACUUUGUCACACUCAGCAAGAGCCCUCCCCCCUUGUGUGAGAACGUAUUUUAUGAACGGCCCCCAACGUUAGAAUGGUAAAAUUAAAAUAAAUUUCUUAUAACGGGUAAUAUGCAAAAUGCAUUAAAAACACCAUUUUAAUAUUUUUAUAGAUAUUCACAUUUUUCUUGAUAUUAUUUAUUCUAGGAAUUGCAAAAAGAUCUUUUGCUAGAGCUAAAAGAUCAAUUUAUUUUUUUAGAAAUAACCCAAAUUGCGGUGUGAGCUUUUUAUAAAAAAACUAGAAGCAAAUUAUUUCUUAAAAUCACCCAAUUAGCGCCCAGUUCAAUCUGGCAGCACUGUGCCCGACACGCAGUUUCGUCGUUUUUGGCCGAAACCGAAAUUUCGGUCGGUCACCAAAAAUAAUGUAUAAUUAUAUUUAUUUUUUGUAUUCUGUUUUCUAGAUGUUUUGUUUUAUUGAAAAAAAUCAGUGAUAGAAGUGUACGAUCUUUUUAAUUUAAAUGAUUUCCUAUGUGUAUAUUGGG
Brassicogethes aeneus is the source of this 4561-nucleotide messenger RNA. The record is from the annotation of a GenBank genome assembly. Lineage: Eukaryota; Metazoa; Arthropoda; Insecta; Coleoptera; Nitidulidae.